Messenger RNA from Magallana angulata, 1710 nucleotides. RefSeq lists its product as uncharacterized. Gene Ontology annotation, molecular function: scavenger receptor activity. The transcript is spliced from 11 exons. Bases 1 to 999 code for a protein of 332 amino acids. Lineage: Eukaryota; Metazoa; Mollusca; Bivalvia; Ostreida; Ostreidae. The record is from RefSeq and is a predicted model, not a curated record.
AUGAACAUGAAGCCCAGCUUACAACAAAAUAUACUUUUAUGGACGCUCUAUAUUUCGUUUGUAUCAGUCAUUUCUUCUAAUUCUGGCUGCAGAAGAGUUCCAGACCUGCCUUGUUGCUACAAUGAAUUCCAAGAUCCAGUCACCAAUUUAUGCAAAGUGUGCGACUCCGGAAGUAUAGGAUGGAACUGUCAAGAAAAAUGUGUCGCUGGUUACUACGGAGAUCUGUGUCGACAACCAUGUUUUUGCUUGGCAAAAGACUGUGACCCAGUGAUUGGCUGUCCAAGAACAGGUUCAACCGUGAAAGCAGUGAUGGACACAUCUACAAAACAUUAUGGUGAACGUUUAAAAGACCCACAACGAACAAUCGGUAUUCGUGAACAGCAGUUCUUCAGUUUACGUUACACAGAAAAUCGAAGAUCCAACACUUUGGAAUUAAUCAAUACUACAAGGAAAAGAGAAAAUAGGAUAACACAAACAAUUACACCAAGAUUCAGCUCUGACACCAGUACACCUCGUCAGGUUUCGAUUUUUGUUACAAAAUCAACACAGUCUCGUGUUUCAUAUCAAACCAGAUACAUCAAAGAACGGAUUUCUACAAAAGUUACAAAUCUUAGACAAACCACUGUGCAGGGAAAGCUCCAAUUGAUAAGAACGUCUCCAUUUUACGCCACUGGUAGACAGGAGCUGGACCUCCCCAUCCGUAGUAUAUGGCCGCUUCUAACAUUGGUGGUAGUUGCUUUGUUUCUGUUGGUUCUUGGACUAGUAAUCAUCAUCAUACUGAUAGCGUGGUACGUUUUGAAAGGUUCAAGAAAAGAUAAACUCCCAAAAGGGAUAAAGCUGUUUCCAUAUAGGAGUUCCAUGGCUUACAAUCAGAUGCGGACAACUCUGGAUCGUGGAUACUCGUCUCUAAGGAGAUUUGACCCCCGAACAGCGAAUGGGAGACGAUCGGGAUAUAUGACCACCAAUAGCUUAGAAAUGGCCGCGACAAGUACGGUGUAAGCCAAAUUAAAUGCAACAUAUCUGAUCGUCUAGGAAAUAGGCAUUUUUGAUGCUGAGUAUUCCAGAAACCUUUUAUACUUAAAGAAGAAAAAAAUUAUUUGAAACUAUAGCUGUUACAAUGUUACGUACUAUCGUUACGUAUAAUGUUGUAGUUACGCCUGACAGAACAUCAUCUAAAAAAAGAUAUUUAAUCAAUCCGAUCAAAUCAUAUUCAUACUGUGGAAUCAUUCAAAUUCGUGGGGUCAUAUUUUCGUGGAUUGUGAGUUUUUUGCUUAUUCAUGGGGAUGUAAUUUCGUGGAUGCGUCGGCUUUCAGUUUCAAUAAGAUAACAAUCUCUUUCAAAAUUUGUUUUCGUCGAGGAUGUAAAUUCGUGGGGAAGGGCUACCCACAAAUUCAACGAAAAUUGAGCCACCACGAAUUCUAAUGAUUCCACAGUAAUACAUGCGAGAUUCUGGAGUGCCUGUUUUCUAACUAGUUUGAUUAACUUAUUACUUGUUUAAAGAAUUGUACGUUUAUUGUGGAAAAUGCUGUUUGAAGAUAUUGUAAAUAAUCAAGGUUUGACAAAUCAUUUGUAUGUCACAUUUUUUCUAUUGAAAAACGUUGUGCAACAUUUUGAAUUAUUUUCGUUAUGUACCAUUCUUUACAUCAAAACCUUUUAAGGCCAUGUUAAAAACAGUUUCUAAAAAUGUUUCAAAGAUAAAAGUUGUUCAAU